Molecule: messenger RNA, 2322 nt
Organism: Papaver somniferum (opium poppy)
Lineage: Eukaryota; Viridiplantae; Streptophyta; Magnoliopsida; Ranunculales; Papaveraceae
Exons: 5
Coding region: 70-624 (184 amino acids)
Molecular function (GO): protein binding
Source: RefSeq, a predicted model, not a curated record
UUCGAAUUCAAAAUUACUGAACUCAAUUGAGAGAAGCAAACAGAAACAGAAACAGAAACCGAAAGAAAGAUGAAGACAGCAACUGUAAGCUCGGGUUGUUUCCGUGCGUACUCUCCUGCAUUCCUUCAAUAUCCAAACCAUAUUAAACCAACAAUAUCAAAUUCCAAUAUGAAAUCAUCAAAGUUUAAUCGAAUUGUAAAAUCAGAAAUUGAAAUUAGGGUUUGUGUAAAUAAAGCAUGUAGCAAACAAGGAUCAAGAGAAACCUUAGAAAUUUUAUCCGGUAUUUCACCACCGAAUAUAAUCAUAAAAUCAUGUGGUUGUUUAGGUAAAUGUGGAUCCGGUCCGAAUCUCGUUGUUUUACCUGAAGGUGUUUUAGUUAGUCAUGUUGGUACUCCCAUGAAAACUGCUCAAGUACUUGCUUGUUUUAGUACUGCAAAGGAAAAUGAUCCUCAAAACAAUCUUAAAUCACUUGCUUUGAGAAAAAAAGCUGAUGCUGAAUUGGAUAACAAGAAUUACGAACAAGCUCUGGUUUUGCUUUCUCAGGCAGCUGAGCUUAAACCUUUUGGCGGCUUGCAUCUUAUAUAUAAAAGCAGGCUUAUAUUUGCCAAGGUGAUGCUUUUUUAGAGAUGGAAGAAUUUGAUGCAGCUGAAAAGUCUUAUUCAUCUGCUUUACAGACUGACCCCUCCAUUCGUCGAUCAAAAUCCUUCAAGGCUCGGAUUGCGAAACUUCAUGAGAAACUUGCUGCUGCAGAUUUGCCUUAAACCUCGAUAUAUCAUUGAUAUUGCAAGGCUUCAUUGUAUGAUGGAUCCACCAUAGAACAAAUGAUCAGCCAUUCCGCAGAUAAACCAAAUGCGACCAACCUUCGCCAAAGCUACUGUGUCAUUUCCAUUUCGAGAUUCUCCCAGGUUUGGUUCCUUCAAACAUUUAUCAUAUGCAGUUGCAUUUACUUGUAUUACACUGUGUAGCCCACCGUCAUAGUUGAACACUGUCAGGUAGAAUGAAAUAGUUAGUUCUACUGCAUAUAUACAAAUCAAUUUCAUUUGUGAAACUACUGGUUGCUGACACUUGAGUCUGCAAAUGUACAAUAUAUGCAAAAGUGAUGUUCAUUACCUACAUGCUACAUAAGAACUUUUCUCUUUUGUGCCACUGGUAGGCCCAAAAGGUAUUUGACUUCGGCCUAAUAGCCAUAGGACAUGAUCAGUUAUGGCUGGUUCUCAGAAACAUGUUCUUGGCCCCAAUAUUGUUACACGACUCUAACACGUUCUGAAUCAUAUCCGUUACAUUCAAGAAAAACGAUGUUGGAUUCUACUGUUUUGUGUAUGUGCUCAUAUCUUUAAUUUUCUCAUGUUGGUUUUAAUAAACGGAAGGACUUGAUAGCUUAGGGGUAAAACCGAUCCUGAACCAUAAAGUUUUAAAUAACGCGUGAAAUUGCACCGUGUCUUAUUGCUCAUCCUUGUAGCUCCUAUGUGUGUCUUUUAUCUGAUGGGCCAAUAUCAAUCUUUUAUUCCUAAAUCAGCCGUUUUGGAUUUUUUCUCAGAAGUGAAACCAUCCUUUCAAAAGCAUGAUAGCUUCCUUGACCAUUGAUUUUUUAUAUUUACUCUUGACGUUGCAACAGGGUUAACUGGCUUAUAUUCAGUUACAUCUACAUGUUCUAGUUGGUAGUUUGAAAAUUAGUCAUGUGGAUUAUCCUUAUGUGACUUCCACUUUGCCUUGCACAAAUGUGGUGCAACAACACGUGGUACAAUAUAUCAAUAAUUCACUUCUCUUUGUUUAAGAAAAUCCUCAUGUCCAAUUGAACUGGACAAGAGCAUAAAGGUAGGUUAGGGUGUCCAAUUGAACAGGACAAGAACAUAAAAUUAGGUAAAGCUUUUAAAUGCUUACCAAGAUUAUCUCCAACAUGAAAUGUUUUUCCUUGGGCCCAAUCAGUGUAGUUGGAGUAAGAAUUCCAUCCGUCAAUAUCUCCAACUGUAUAAGUCUCUGCACUUGCACCAAGAAGCAAUGCAGCAGAAACUAGGAAAAGAUGAAGAAGAAAGCUUAGGUUAGUGUUCAUUUUUGCGAAGAAUUGAGAUCUGCACUUACUUUUUCACAGCUGUGUUGUUUCCUGUUCUUGGUAAAUACUACUAGAUAGUUAGCAAUAAAGUGAAUGAAUGGAAAUGUAAAAUGUUGCACAUAAAAGAGUGGCUAUUAAGGGCGAUUAGUAGUUGGGUGGGAGAGUCAUGUGAUUUUGAUUGGUUAUUAAGUGAAGUUUUUUUAUUGAAUAUUGUACAUUUUAUUCAAAGAAAUGUCUUCCUAAUUAUUUCUUGUUAAGUGCCAUCUGAAAGA